This is a messenger RNA of Sesamum indicum (sesame), 2163 nucleotides long. RefSeq lists its product as uncharacterized. The record is from RefSeq and is a predicted model, not a curated record. Gene Ontology annotation, biological process: carbohydrate metabolic process. Lineage: Eukaryota; Viridiplantae; Streptophyta; Magnoliopsida; Lamiales; Pedaliaceae. Gene Ontology annotation, molecular function: hydrolase activity, hydrolyzing O-glycosyl compounds.
ACAAUCCCGCAGCUGCUUACUGUCUUUAAGCAUCUCAAGUCCAAGGCCUGUCUUCAUUAAAUAAUCAGCUUAUAACGAGGGGAAAAAGAUUCAAUCUUUAUUUUUAUUUUUCAAGAAAAUGCUACAUUCAACUACUCUGUACUGUAUAUAUUGUCAUCUCUUAUGGUAAAAGAGCUGUAGAGAGAGGGGGGGGGAGUGGAGUUGUGUAGGUCUUCCGUCAGUCGCAAUCACGAUCAAUCCAAGAUCCAACAAAUAAUCAAACUCACCUCCAAGUUUCUCUCUUUUACUCAUCGACUCCCAUCAAUAUUCUCUUCUUGUGCACGCUUUUCAUCAGGAAAUCUCAACAGGGUUCUCGUGAUUUUUGAGAAGGAGAAUUACUAGCUUUUGUUCAAGUAGUUUCAAGUUUUUUUUUCUUUUAUGGUGACGAAAAUCAAGAGAGCUAACAGCAGCAAACCCAUGUCCAGAAAUUCUUUUGUGUUUCUAGCAAGGUUCUCUUCAGCAUUGUCUUGAAGAUAGAAAAGGCAUCAAAAUGAGGAUGAGAAACAAAUACCGGAAACCAACUACUUUGCAUUGCAAUGCAGGAAGCAGAUGCUCGACUUCUACAUUGGUGUGGAGCCUUGUCGUUGUCCUCCUUAUGCUUCACUUAUACACCUUAAUUUCACACACAGAUGUACAAAGUAAAGAGAUACACAGGGAUAUGAGCCACCGCAUACUAUUACGUGAACUAGAAGAGGUUGAGGAGGAAAAUAUACAAAUGCCUCCACCUAGGAAGCGAUCUCCACGUGCCGCUAAGAGGAAACCUAGGCGACCCACUACCUUGAUUGACGAAUUUCUUGAUGAGUCUUCCCAAAUAAGACAUGUGUUCUUUCCUACUAUAAAAACGGCUGUGGAUCCCAUGGUGGAUGCUGGCAACGACAGUUUUUACUAUUAUCCAGGGAGAAUAUGGCUGGAUACUGAAGGAAAUCCUAUUCAAGCCCACGGGGGUGGUAUUCUGUAUGAUGAGAAAUCCAGGACGUACUACUGGUAUGGAGAGUAUAAAGAUGGUCCGACUUACCACGCUCACAAAAAAGGAGCAGCACGGGUCGAUGUUAUUGGUGUUGGUUGUUAUUCUUCCAAGGACCUAUGGACAUGGAAGAACGAGGGUAUUGUGCUCGCUGCAGAGGAAAGAAACGAGACCCAUGACCUCCACAAGUCUAAUGUGCUCGAGAGGCCAAAAGUAAUCUAUAAUGACAGAACUGGAAAAUAUGUAAUGUGGAUGCACAUCGACGAUGCGAACUACACAAAAGCCUCCAUCGGUGUAGCUAUUAGUGACUCGCCUACCGGUCCCUUCGACUACCUCUACAGUAAACGCCCCCAUGGGUUUGAAAGCAGGGACAUGACAAUCUUUAAAGACGAUGAUGGUGUUGCUUACCUCGUUUACUCAUCUGAGGACAAUACCGAACUUCACAUCGGCCCACUCGAUGAAAAUUACCUCGAUGUGACACAUGUUGCGAGAAGAAUCCUUGUGGGACAGCAUCGAGAAGCACCGGCUCUAUUUAAGCAUGAGGGGACAUAUUACAUGAUCACCUCCGGAUGCACCGGCUGGGCUCCAAAUGAGGCUCUUGCACAUGCAGCUGAAUCCAUUAUGGGGCCAUGGGAGACAAUGGGGAACCCCUGCAUCGGUGGAAACAAAGUCUUUCGACUGACGACAUUCUUUGCUCAGAGCACAUUCGUGCUGCCUUUGCCGGGGCUUCCUGGUUUGUUUAUUUUCAUGGCGGACCGGUGGAAUCCUGCUGAUCUGAGAGAUUCAAGGUAUGUAUGGUUACCUUUAACGGCGGGAGGAGCUGCCGAUCAGCCACUGGAUUACAGUUUCGGGUUCCCGUUGUGGUCCAGAGUAUCGAUAUAUUGGCAUAAGAGAUGGAGGCUUCCUGGUGAGUGGAGUGGGAUGAAAAUGAAAUUGUGAAGAUUUUGAGAGCUGACUCAUUGUAACAUAAAUCUUUCUUCUUUUGGGGGUUUCCUCUGUUAUUCUUUGCACUUUUGUUGUUGCGACAUAAGCAGGAUACUUUAGGCUUACACAGCUUAGUAGGGAUUAGUUGCAAAUUGUUCCGACAGUUAAGUUGAUGUAUUGCUUCGGCCUUCGGCUAUGUUAAUAUGAUUCAAGAGUAUAGAGCUGGAGUUGGUCUU